GAGGGGACGUGGAGUCUCCAACCACGUCUGCAAGGGAGACACAUUUCUCCGGCCUAACGGUAUCGUCCGAGAGGAGUCACGCGUCACUCACCCACCGGAGGCUCCCAGCAGAGCCUCAAUCUCAAUGACAAAAUGAUUUUCCCCGGUAACAAUGACAGCUGAACAAUCGCACUCGUUCGCAUGUUCAAUGUCAAUUGUCAAAACGUAUUAUUUACCUCAGCACCAGUAGAUUACAGUGUUUAAUACAGUGUUACGCCACUGCACACGCCAGUGACGAAACUUCGGCCGCUCAAAGAACAUUUGAGGUUACUUGACACUCGUUACAUCGAUAAACAACAACACGAGAUGUUUAACAAGCUCAUGAGUGUUGUGAUAGUCGUAAUCGUGUAUGUGGUAACAAUUAAUCAUUCGGAGUGCAAGGUCAUUGGCUCCAAGGAUCAGUACGAGGAGCUGAAGAAUGGGCUGUACAGUGCCAGUGAUGAUGUUGUUGUGCUUAAUUACACGAACUUGAAGAGUGCUAUUGGCAAUGGGACAACUGCGUGGCUUGUGGAGUUCUAUAAUAGCUGGUGCGGUUACUGUCAGCGAUUCGCACCCACGUGGAAGGCCGUCGCCAAGAGUGUCGUUGGAUGGAGUGACAUUGUCACGGUGGCAGCUAUCGACUGUUCUACUGACGAUAACAAUCCCCUCUGUCGGGAUUACGAGAUCAUGAGAUACCCCACGAUCAGGUACUUCUCGAUUGGAGACAGGAGCAUCGGAGUGGAUGUUGAGAAGGCCAUGUCGGAGGAGGAGGUCAGGCACGGAAUGAUAGAGCAGCUCCAGAAGGAUCAGCAAGAGGGGAAGGGCAGCAAGUGGCCCAAUAUUGCUCCUUACAGGAGUAACGACUCUGACGACUGGAUACGAGCCCUGCCCCCCUCCGUGCAAUACCACUUCUUCCUCUUCGAGGAGGCCACCUCCUACCUCGGCUCCGAAGUGAUCCUCGACCUCCACACCUUACCCUCCCUCCAGAUCCGCCGGGUAACGAAGGACAACGUGUGGCUGACCUCGGUUUACCGAGUCAAGACCUUCCCAUCGCUCAUCGUCCUAGACAGAGAGAACAGUCCCCUCGGACUGGAACUCUCGGAGCCGACCCGCGAGGGCACCACCCGAGCAAUCCAGGCCUUUCUAAAAUCCAAGGGGCACAUCUCCGAGCCCAAGAGGCCCGCACGCCCUGAAAUCCCGACGUCGAUCGAGAGUAAAGACGUUCCAACUGAGAUAAAGCACUCGCACAUCCCCGAUAAACCCCCCAAGGACGCCCUGUACCAGGCAGACCUGGAGAACGCCCUGAGGUACUCCCUGGAGCGCGAGAUUCCCCUGAAGAAGAGGAUCGAGGGGGUCCAGCUGGAGGCCCUCAAGGCCUACCUGAAGGUCCUCUCGAGGUACUUCCCCCUGAGACGAGGAAACUCCGAAUUCUUAACGAAACUUUACAACGUCGUCUCGGAUCGUCCCAGCAUAACCGGUGAGAACUUCAAGGGUCUGGUGACGCUGCACCAGCAGGAGAUGUCGCCAGUGUUCACUGAGAAUCGAGAGUGGAUCGGCUGCAGUGGAAGUUCACCUCAGUUUCGGGGGUAUCCCUGCGGCCUCUGGACCCUCUUCCACACCCUGACUGUCAGCCAUGCAGAGGCCUUCGAGGAUGAGGACCCUGGGAGUCGAUCUGUGGGGAUGGUCCUGAGGGCCAUGCACGGCUACAUCAGCAAUUUCUUCGGCUGUGCUGAUUGCGCUGAUCACUUUGUGCAAAUGGCCACUGAGAGGAAUUUGUUCGACGUGGAGACUGUCGACAAUGCCGUCCUCUGGCUGUGGAGGGCCCACAACGAGGUGAACCAGAGGCUCGCUGGGGACGCCACUGAGGACCCGGCCCAUCCGAAGAUUCAGUAUCCCAGUCAGCAGCAGUGCGAGGCCUGCAGGUACGCCGAUGGCUUUUGGAACUCACAGGAGGUCCUCAGGUAUCUGAAGAGGAAGCAUGGGGUCGGGGGGAUUCAAUAUGGGCUCAAGGAGGCGCCCAAGGGGGAGGUCGGCAGACCUGGGAGGGAACCUCUCGCUGCUGAGGGGGACAGCAGGACUGUGCAGAGAAGGACUGGCUGGGAUUUCACGGUUUUUGAUAUCAGCAUUUUGGUUGUGCUCUAUGUGGCCUCUGCUGGAAUUCUUGUGCUGGUUUGCGUGCAGUUCGCUGUUAAGAAGUCGAUGAGGAAGAAGAUGUUUUUACAUACCCUGCUUGGGAGGGUGUGAAUUUCGAGGGCAAGGAGGGCUGCUCGGGGAACGUGGGAAUACGGGGAUUUGGGAGAAAGAUUCUCAGUUUUUUGGAAAUUUGGAUAGGUUUCGGGGAGGUAGGGGAGAUUGGAGGUGUUUAGAGCGCGUUUUUAGGUUGAUUAAUGGUGGGAACUGACUAGCUUUGGGUGAUUGGAUAUUUCUGUUGGAAAAUGCUUUAGGAUGAAGAAUAUGGAUUCAAACUUUUUCGUCCAAUUUUCUUAGCUGUUUUGUUGAAUUCUGUUGGAAGAGAAUUGAAAUUCCAUAGAUACUCGAUAAAGAUUUUUAGGAAAUGUACAGAAAGCUUCAGCCAAAAAUUUUCAGUAGAGAGGGAAAAAAUUGAAUCCAACUAACCAAUUGUCUUUAGAAUGAGAGGUUUCAGGACAAAAUGGGGAAAGAUCUUUUUUCUAGAAAUUUUCUCAGCUGCAAAAUAUGUCUUCUGAUAUUUUGCUGUGAAAGCACUUGUUUUUUAGAUAAUUGCAGAACCAGUGAAGGAGGUCAACCAGUGAAAUCAUGUGAUAAACCAAUUAUCUUUAGAAUGAAAGGUUUCAGGACAAAAUGGGGAAAGAUUUUUUUUCUGGAAAUUUUCUCAACUACAAAAAAUGUUUUCUGACAUUUUACUGUGAAACCCCUAAUUUUACAACAAUUGCGGAAUGAAAGAUGUCGUAAUUGAAUUGAAUUAUCUCAGUGAGUUAUGAAUAACGAAAAAUUUAUUGUAUUGUUUCUAUGAAUGAUGAGAGCACUACGAUUAUAAAAUGAUGCAGUUUAUUACUCCACAUUGUUCAAAUCGUCAACUAUUAGAAUAGGACUUGCAAACGAACUCUUCACCGAAUAAACUGAAAAUUUGUGACUGUAAAUAUUGCGGAUAUAUUGUACAUAUUGAAUAUUGAAAAUUAUUUAGAGCAUAUUCCUCGAUGUCCCCGUCCAUCGGCAUCGGUUUUAACAUUUAUAUGAUGAUGAUAUUAUCAAUAAAACCAGUUUUAA
Molecule: messenger RNA, 3264 nt
Organism: Diachasma alloeum
Lineage: Eukaryota; Metazoa; Arthropoda; Insecta; Hymenoptera; Braconidae
Product: sulfhydryl oxidase 1
Exons: 3
Coding region: 346-2262 (638 amino acids)
Biological process (GO): protein folding
Cellular component (GO): Golgi membrane
Molecular function (GO): flavin-dependent sulfhydryl oxidase activity; protein disulfide isomerase activity
Source: RefSeq, a predicted model, not a curated record